Messenger RNA from Clupea harengus (Atlantic herring), 3687 nucleotides. Its product is annotated as von Willebrand factor A domain-containing protein 5A-like. Lineage: Eukaryota; Metazoa; Chordata; Actinopteri; Clupeiformes; Clupeidae. The record is from RefSeq and is a predicted model, not a curated record.
CUAUGCACCGACCGCUGUAACUUAUCAAAAUAAUCUUGAUAAAAGUUGGUACUUUGCCCGAAUGACUUUGCAAUACCAUGACCAAAGUUGAGUCGAAAAGGGCGACGUCUAGGUUUGUGAUAGGCUACUUAUACACUGCGUAGGCUUUUUUUUUUAUCAAGAAACUGUUGAUCUUUUAUUGUUUAUUCCGGGUUUUUCCCCGGAGACGAGCACAUUCGCCAAUACAAGGUGGCUCUAGUUUAGAGCCUGAUCCGAGUUUAGCAGGCUAUUUCCUCAGUAUUUGGAAUGCAGGCGUGGUGCUAGACUGGAAUGCUCAUGCCCACUGUUGUAUGUGAAAUAAAAGGUCCCUUCGUAAAUUUGUAGGCUUUGCUUCCACUUUAAAAUUGAAGAGCUGAAGCGUCAACAUGGUGAACUGCUGUGGUCUGGUUACGGUCAAGAAUGAGCCAGUUCCUCUGAAGAGCGUGGCGGUGGAUGUGCGUGUGCAGGGACAUGUAGCCACAGUGACCUCCACUCUGCUGUAUGUGAAUGGAGAAGAGCGCCCCCUGGAGGCUGUGUUUGUGUUCCCCCUACCUGGAGAAUGUGCCCUCUGCCACUUCAGCGCCAAAUUAGGAGACACAGAGGUGGUGGCAAAGCUGCAGGACAAACAGAAGGCACGGGAGCAGUAUGAUGAUGCGUUGAGCUCAGGCCAUCAGGCUUUCCUGCUGGAGGAGAGUGAUCAGAGCCCAGACGUGUUCCAGCUGAACGUGGGCAGCCUGCCUCCAGGAGAGAGCGCUGCCAUCACUCUGGUCUACAUCUCAGAGCUGGCCAUGCAAGCUGAUGACGCCCUGCGCUUCUGUCUGCCCGCUGUGCUCAACCCCCGCUACACACCCCAGGAAAUGGACAGGAGUAAAAUGGCCACUGUGACAUCAGUCCCAGCUGGUAUGGUGCCCUACACUUUGGCUCUGAGUGCUCACCUAUCCUCCCCCCAGCCCAUCUCUAAAGUGGAGUCCAACUGUGCUCUGGAGCCACUGGUUUACCUAAACGCAGACAAAACACAGGCCACGGUGAGUCUCUCUUCAGGCCACGUGUUUGAUCGGGAUGUGGAGCUGUUGCUGUAUUACCAGGAUGCUCAUGAGCCCACUGCCAUAGUGGAGGGUGGACAGGACAGUGCUGAGCCAGGCUCUUUGAUGGGUGACCCUGUGGUUAUGCUCAGCUUUUACCCAGAGUUCCCUGCUGCAGUAACAUCCUCACUCACCACUUGUGGAGAGUUUAUUUUUGUGGUGGACCGAUCAGGCAGUAUGGACUUCAGAAUGCAUUCAGGAAAAGACGCAAAGAUGCGCAUCGAGAGUGCCAGGGACACGCUGCUCCUUCUCUUGAAGAGCCUUCCCAUGGGCUGCUUUUUCAACAUCUACGGCUUUGGAUCCCGUUUUGAAAGUUUCUUCCCGAAGAGCGUGGAAUACAAGCAGAACACAAUGGAUGAGGCUCUUCAGAAAGUGAAUGGAAUGAGGGCAGACAUGGGGGGCACUGAGAUUUUGGAGCCUCUGAAACACAUCUACAGCCAGCCCUGCAUUCCCAGUCACCCCAGACAGCUCUUCAUUUUCACUGAUGGAGAAGUGGGAAACACUAAGCAGGUUGUGGACUUGGUGAAGCUGAAUGUCAAUUCUCACCGGUGCUUCUCUUUUGGUAUCGGACAGGGCGCCAGCACUGCUUUAAUCAAUGGCUUAGCCCAGGAGGGCUCUGGGCAUGCUCAGUUCAUCACCGGAACAGACCGCAUGCAGCCCAAGGUGAUGCAGUCUCUCCGCUAUGCACUGCAGCCAGCAGUGAAGGACAUCUCUGUUGUCUGGGACCUUCCAGAUGGUGUGUCAGUCACCACUUUGUCUCCUCCACUCAAAGUGCUCUUCCAUGGCCAAAGGGCUCUGCUGUAUGCUCAGCUCAAAGGAGAGAGCUCAGGGAAUCCUGAGGGAUCUGUGACAAUACAGUACAACCUGUUGGAGGAGACGGUCAAAAACCAACUUGGCUUCUGUCUCAAACCCACAGGAGAUACAGGAGAGACUCUCCACCGGCUGGGGGCUCGGGCCCUGAUUCGCUCGCUGGAGGUGGAGGAGAGGGCAGGAGGGCCAGAGGCGGCGGCCCUGAGAGAGAAGCUGCUGCAGCUCAGCCUGCAGUCUGGAGUCAGCAGCACACACACCGCCUUCAUCGCCAUCCACAAGGGCAGCGGACAGGCUGUGCAGGGAUCACUGCUCCGCAGAACCAUACCAACCCCAAGUUACAUGGUCCCAUGUGGACCUAUAGCCAUGUGCUGUUCAAUGGCUUCAAUGGCCCCAAGGGCCCGAAUGGCCAAAAUGGCCCCAAUGGCUCCUAUGGGUAAAAUGUCCUCAAUGGCUCCUAUGGGUGGAAGGAUUGCAAUGGAUAGUCCAGAGAUGUUUGACUGUGCUAUGCUGGAUGAGGAAGACGGGUUUGAUGUUGUCCAAGAACCAGAGUCCUUCACAGAUCCCCUCCUUCAGCUGAUCUCACUCCAGAAAGCCUCGGGGUCAUGGGAAAUGGACUCCUCAAUGGCUAAAGUGUUGGUGAAGUCAGAUGACGAUUUGGCCAAACUGAUGCCAUUGGGGGCAGACAAGGCUGUGUGGGCUACAACUCUGGCUCUGAUUUGGCUCUAUGGUUCGCGGCUGGAGGCCCGGGAUGAAUGGCAGUUUGUAGCCAUGAAGGCAGCGUCCUGGAUUCAAGCUCAGAAAGUGGGCUGUGUGUCUCAGUGUGUGCAGGCUGGAAAUGCUCUGCUGGGAUGCCAGGUGCAGCAGAAGACCCUGGGGCUCUGAGGUGACCAUACCUGUCCCUCUGUAGAAUGUGUCAUUAAUUAAAUGUGACAUAAACACAUCGGACUCAUCACUGAUUCAGAUGACAAAUUGUAGUCCUGCCCAGAAAGUUUCCUGUAUUUGUUCCCAAUAAUAAAAUAUUUGUUGUGCUUUCCUUGGAGUUGACUUGGGGCUCUGAGGUGACCAUACCUGAUAGAGUUAAUUUCGAAACACUGUUUAUGACGUAAGAAUAUAUUAAUCAAGUGCCUUGUAUUAAUAAUUAUCAUGUAUGGAUCAUGUGCUUAUGUAAGCAGGAACAUGGCUUUUCUGUGUUUCUGUGUGUUUGUAACUUAGAUUAUUAGGUGCUGACUCCAUGUAGUCUGCAUAUGAGUAAGAGUUAUAUGCGUAAGGAGAGGGACCUUCUGCAUAUGUUUGGGUGAGCUCAGAGGUGAUAAGAAGAGUCGAACUGUGCUUGUCCAACCCUGCGUAAAACUGACAUCCUUGCAUUUCAGAAAGCGCGUUUUGGGAUGACACAAAGGGACUUUUAGUCGAGCGCAGCUGUUCUUGCUGACGUUAGAAUCAUUUAUGGCGUCAGAGUUAGAUAAAUUAGCUAAAUCUUAAGUAUAUAAACCCUGUGCGAUGUUAGUGAAAUUGCUUAACUUUCAUCCUUGUGAUGUGAGUGAGCCCGAUUGCAAUUGUUUGUAAUAAAUAUACUGAUCUACAACUCCGGAGUCCUGAGAUAACUUGAGUGAAAUUUCACCUAACAAUACCUGUCCUUCUGUAGAAUGUGUCAUUAAUUAAAUGUGACAUAAACACAUCGGACUCAUCACUGAUUCAGAUGACAAAUUGUAUUCUUGCCCAGAUAGUUUCCUGCUCUAUUUGUUCCCAAUAAUAAAAUAUUUGUUGUGCUUUCCUUGGA